UAUUUGUUUGAUUUAUAAGAAGCAUCAAAAUGGCGAAAGAAGGCUCCCGCUCUUUGAAGUUCGACCCCAACACGGAGGCGUUCCAGAUGCGGGCGCAGUGGAAGAAGCAGGACAUGUGCCGCAAGCAGUGGUUCCAGCGCUGGGCUUGGCUGCUCGACGAAAGGAUCCAAGCCCAGGCAGAAGCGGAGAUCGCUAAAAAGGAAGUAGAGGCCGCCCUGCCCCACGUCGCGUCGAAAGAAGAAACGAUCAAGACCCUGAAACCAGUGCCAGUCACUUCCACAGGCACCAUCGGCUGGCUCGCGUCCAAAUUGAUAUAUUUCAGGCCCGACUGUCAGUUAGAAAUUUACACUUCGUGGCUCUCGAAACCUCCUCUAAGACUUCCUGAUGCCUGGGAAGAUAAAAACUACAUUGGACCGAAAAUCGCUAAACAUUAAUACGAGUGUAGCUUGACACUCAGUCUCUACGUACUUUUCUACCUCGGUAAUGCUUUCAUUUAUUUAUAUACUGACUUAAAUAUUGGUCAAUACAACAGCUGUGGCUAUAAAGAAAACUUUCGUUUAAUUGAUUGAUCCACUUUACAGCUGACUCGUUGCUUUAGCUUUAGCUCUAUCUUUCAUCCAAUUUAGCCGCACAGCGAUUGCCUGACCGAUAACAU
Molecule: messenger RNA, 655 nt
Organism: Cydia strobilella
Lineage: Eukaryota; Metazoa; Arthropoda; Insecta; Lepidoptera; Tortricidae
Exons: 3
Coding region: 30-434 (134 amino acids)
Source: RefSeq, a predicted model, not a curated record